Messenger RNA from Halichondria panicea, 2755 nucleotides. RefSeq lists its product as uncharacterized. The coding region runs from base 57 to 2711 and encodes 884 amino acids. The record is from RefSeq and is a predicted model, not a curated record. The transcript has a single exon. NCBI's taxonomy places the organism in Eukaryota, Metazoa, Porifera, Demospongiae, Suberitida, Halichondriidae.
AAUCGUUUGUUUCAGAAUUGUCUAGACUGUACAAAGCUUUCGCAUCAACAUCUGCCAUGGAAUGCAUCGCACUUAAAGCCACCAUUGUCGCACCCAUCCUAUUGCUACAGAAACCCUCUGCCAAGUCCAAGGCCAAAGACCAUAGUACCUGCCUUGAAAGACGCCUGCGUACAUGGCUAGAUGGCAACCUGCAGGACCUACUCUUAGAAGGAAGAACAAUUCAACAGAGAAUUCCUAAACAGAACCCAGACAUCAGCGAGAAACAUGAGAAAAACCUUUCUCGGUCCUUUGCUAACAAAAUGUUUGAAGGGAACACAAAAGCAGCCAUCCGCCUGCUAACAGAAGAUUCAAAGGGAGGUGUACUUCGCUUGGGGGACCACAUUGGGGAGAACCAGACAGUGAAAGAUGUGCUGAUAGAGAAACACCCUCCAGCUCAGUCCGCGUCUCCUGACUCUAUAAUCAAAGAUGAUCCACCCGAGGUUCAUCCUGUACUAUACGAACAAAUUGAUGCCACCCUGAUAAGAUCUGCUGCCUUGAGAACUACGGGUGCAGCGGGACCCUCUGGCCUUGAUGCCGCCUGCUGGAGAAGACUCUGCACGUCCUUUAAAGGGGCUUCGAAUGAUCUGUGCCACUCCAUCGCCAUCUCUGCCCAGAGACUUUGCACCAGUCUGAUAGAUCCAUCCACCACUGCCCCUCUACUAGCAUGUCGUCUAAUAGACCUCAAUAAAAAUCCGGGCGUACGCCCUAUAGGUAUAGGAGACACGGCAAGGCGGAUCAUGGCCAAGGCAAUCUUGACAAUUACUAGACAGGAUGUACAGGAAACCACUGGUUCAGUACAACUCUGCGCUGGACAAAUUUCGGGCAUUGAGGCUGCGGUACACGCAGCUACUACACUCUUCCAACAAGACGACACAGAGGCUAUCCUGCUUGUGGACGCAAGCAAUGCGUUCAACGCACUCAACCGCCUUGUGGCCCUGCACAACAUCCGUCGUCUCUGUCCCCCACUGGCCACAGUUUUGAUCAAUACGUACAGGGUACCAACUGAACUAUUUGUUGAUGGUGACGUGCUCUACUCCUGUGAAGGCACCACUCAAGGGGACCCCCUAGCUAUGCCCAUGUACGCAUUGGCUACAGUACCCAUCAUCAAGAGAUUACAUUCCCUCUCCGAAGACAUUGAUCAGGUGUGGUAUGCGGAUAACGCCGCUGCAGCAGGGAAAAUUGUCAGAUUACAGGAAUGGUGGACCAAUCUUUCUACACUAGGUCCCAAGUUUGGAUACUUUCCAAACCCCCAAAAAACAUGGCUUGUCACCAAAGAGAAGCACCUUUCCUCAGCUACAACCCUCUUUGCUAACACUGGAGUGCAAGUCACCUCGGAGGGCAGACCAUACCUAGGGGCCGCACUUGGCACUGAAGAAUUUGUCACCUCACACGUGCAAGACAAAGUUGGAAUGUGGUCUAAGGUUCUGGAUAAGCUAACUGUGGUCGCAGAAACACAACCACAUGCUGCUCAUGCUGCUUUCACUCACGGUCUCUCCAACAAAUGGUCAUACCUCACACGUACCAUCCAAGGCAUUGGAAACCUCCUAGAACCGCUGGAAUCAACAAUCAGAAUGAAACUUUUACCCACCCUGACGGGUCAACCACCCCCAUCCGACGAAAUGCGUGACCUCCUAGCCCUACCAGCGAGAUUGGGCGGUAUAGCAAUAAGCAACCCCACUGCUGUGACUGAGGCAGAAUUCUCCGCUUCCACCAAAGUUGCUGGCCCCCUUAAGAACACCAUCCUCCAACAAAGCUUCGAGUAUGCCACAGAAGUAGCCGAGGCUCAAGUGAAAGCCAGGAAUGAGGUCCGCCGAUCAAAUCGGGAACACUGUAAACAUACAGCGGACACCCUGAAGCAAUCCCUUUCUACCACUCUAAAAAGAUCUAUGGACUUAGCACAAGAGAAAGGCGCUUCUAACUGGCUCACCUCCCUCCCCAUCCAAGAAUUUGGAUUUGCCUUACAUAAAGGAGCUUUUCGAGAUGCCCUCUCACUUCGCUACAGUUGGCAACCAUCAGGAGUCCCCUCAUCUUGUGCAUGCGGCAAACAAUUCUCAGUCGAUCACGCUCUGUCAUGCCCUAAGGGCGGUUUCACCAUCACCAGGCACAAUGAAAUAAGGGAUUUAACGGCCAACCUACUCACUGAAAUUUGCAGUGACGUCUGUGUAGAGCCUGAACUACAACCUGUAAGUGGUGAAGAACUAAUCGGGCUGUCAGCAAAUGUCCAAGACGGUGCCAGAUUAGACAUUGCGUGUAAUGGCUUCUGGGGUGGGCGCUUUGAACGUACAUAUCUAGAUGUACGAGUGUUUAAUCCCCAUGCAAAAUCAAACCAACACACCAACUGCUACAGGAAGCAUGAACUUGAAAAGAAAAGACAAUACGAACAACGCGUCAGAGAUAUCGAACACGCCUCAUUCACUCCUUUGAUGAUGUCAGCCACAGGUGGUAUGGCCAACCAGGCCACUGUGUUCUACAAAAGGCUUGCCUCAAACUUGGCAAUCAAAUCUAAUGAAAGCUACAGUAGAACACUGUCCUGGCUAAGGAGCAGAAUUACAUUCUCUCUCCUACGCUCUGCCAUUCAGUGCAUCAGAGGAUCCCGCUCCAGUCGUGGACAGCCAGCCAGGUCCCAGAAUCACCCCUCAGCGGACCAGCGGACCUGGCCAACUCGGAACUAAACUUCAAUGAAUAAAUACAUGGUUUUAACUUUUACAUGACUUUA